AUGCCCGGUAUCAAGUAUCAACCGAACAACUUUCGGCGCUCGGCUUCCUAUGGGUUCUCCGUAUGUCUGCUCACUAUGCGUUCACGUCUACUACCGAAGAGCAAGCGGGCCGGGGCGGCGGCGCUGCUUACAAUGAUUCUUCUUCACCUUCUUGUAUCGUCGUCUCAGUCUACACAAACCGGCGAGAGGCUGUCGUUUCUCCACAACCCAUUCCAUCCCACACCACGGCCGCCUAAGCAAGAGGUUCUGAUUUCUCUACCGGAACUCGUGACUUUGAGCAAGCCGGACCUGCCCGAGUCGGAAUUCUGCGCCAAACGCUUCGGUCCUCGAUAUCUGAACGAACUCCGCGAUCAAAGGAUUCAAUACUGUUCGGCAGAGUCAAGCGCAAACCUGACAUGUUUCCACAGUCAUACACAAUCCAACGACAACCGCGACUCGUUUUGUAUCGGCCAGGGCGCCGUACUAGACCGCGAAAGCGGUAAAUUCCAUGUGGACUGCGAUGUGCGACAACCUACCGGCAACGAAACAGCAAAUGGCAUCAUUUCCUUCUCAAAUAUCAGAAACUACUGGUACGACACCGGUCCGGGCUUCCUAUUUCAGAACUUCGUCAAGGUUCAAGCUGGGGCAUCGCCAUCCUCAGUCACGCAAGCGCCAACCCAUCAUGGUAGCCGCCCGUUCACAAUCCUCGUGAAGAGGGAAGGCCACUCCAACAUCUGGCACUCUCUCAUGGAGAUAUGGUCGAUGGUUAUGUCCCUCGACGUCUUGCGUCUCAGUCACGACGGGAACGAUCUUAACAAACCUUUCUUUACCAUCCCUGGGGAUGUCCCACGAACCCAAGUAGUCUUCCUGGACAACCAAGAAGAAGGACCUCUAUAUCCAUUAUGGGGAAUGUUUGCAGGUCGUGAGCCACUUCGCCUCAGCAAGGUCUUGGAAGACCCAGUGCAAGCCCAGGCCCUCGCCGAGACGCCUCAGAACCUCAUCAUUCCGCUCGCCGGAGGGAGCAACCCUCUGUGGCAGAACGAUUGGGAAGAUAGAGACUGCAAGGACGCGCCGCUACUGAAGGUCUUUACACGACGAGUGAUGCAGCAAUUUGGCGUCGAAUUCGAGACGGGGCGGCGACAAGGCAAACCACUCAACAUCACACUCAUCGAUCGACGGGGCUCCCGCAAGCUCCUGGACCAGGAAGUCUUACUAGACGCAGCUCGAAAAGCGUUCCCCGACGCCAACUUUCAGGCAAUCGACCUAGGAGCGGUGACCUUCCCCGAACAGCUUCGAAUCGUACAGUCCACCGAUAUCCUGGUAGGCGUCCACGGCGCGGGACUGACGCACACAAUGUUUCUCCGGGAGAACGGCGCCGCGGUCGUUGAGAUUCAACCGUCGAGCAUGUCCCACAAGGGAUUCAGGAAUGUGGCGCAGAUGUUGGGCCAUAAGUACUUUAGCACCCACGCCGAGAUGGUGGGACAUGAGGAGGAUGAUAAGGGCAGGAAGAGAGGUCUCGUCCGACGAGACCGAUGGCACUGGGCCGAUAUUCGGAUCGAGGAGGGUGCCUUCCUUGAGUUAAUUGGACAAGCUGUGGAGGCCAUGAGAGAAUAG
This is a messenger RNA of Colletotrichum lupini, 1593 nucleotides long. Its product is annotated as DUF563 domain-containing protein. The coding region runs from base 1 to 1593 and encodes 530 amino acids. The transcript has a single exon. Gene Ontology annotation, molecular function: protein N-acetylglucosaminyltransferase activity. The record is from RefSeq and is a predicted model, not a curated record. NCBI's taxonomy places the organism in Eukaryota, Fungi, Ascomycota, Sordariomycetes, Glomerellales, Glomerellaceae. Gene Ontology annotation, cellular component: endoplasmic reticulum lumen.